This is a messenger RNA of Myxocyprinus asiaticus (Chinese sucker), 1498 nucleotides long. RefSeq names its product E3 ubiquitin-protein ligase MARCHF5. Gene Ontology annotation, molecular function: zinc ion binding. Lineage: Eukaryota; Metazoa; Chordata; Actinopteri; Cypriniformes; Catostomidae. The transcript is spliced from 7 exons. The record is from RefSeq and is a predicted model, not a curated record. Bases 181 to 1095 code for a protein of 304 amino acids.
CUGAUGCGGAAGUUGUUUCUCAUAAGGCUCUUUUCUGUCCUCCGAGAAAUUGUAAGUGUCAAAUCAGCCGGAGAUCAACAAACCAAAAGCCGAUCAGCAAACGAUUAAAUCUACAAAAACACAUCUGUACAAAUUCCAAAUCGCAGAGGUGAUAGAGAUUGAGCCAGCUCUGGCUCACUCAUGGUUGUGCUGGAGACCCGGGAUCUAACCGGACAAAAGAUGGCCUGUGUAGAUGAACCUCCAGAGAAGCACUGCUGGGUGUGUUUUGCCACUGAGAAAGAGGACCGUGCUGCAGAAUGGGUCAGUCCAUGCAGGUGUAAGGGCUGUACUAAGUGGAUUCAUCAGGCGUGCUUACAGCGAUGGCUUGAUGAAAAACAGAAGGGCAACAGCAGUGGAGCUGUGAGCUGCCCACAGUGUGGCACAGAAUACUGUAUAGUUUUUCCCAAAAUGGGUCCUCUGGUCUACUUCCUCCAGCAGGUUGAUAGAGCCCUUUCCAGGGCCAGUCCAUUCGCUGCAGCUGGAGUCGUGGUGGGCACCGUCUAUUGGUCGGCAGUUACCUAUGGUGCCGUCACAGUUAUGCAGGUGGUGGGUCAUAAGAAGGGUCUGGAUGUGAUGGAGCGUGCAGACCCUCUAUUUCUGCUCAUGGGUUUGCCCACCAUCCCUGUCAUGCUGGUACUGGGAAAAAUGAUUCGCUGGGAGGAUUACAUGGUGCGGCUCUGGCAGCGACACUCCUCCAAGCUCCAGGUCCUCGGUGGGCUUGUCCCUGGAAUGGGCCGUCCUCUGCCCCGGGCCCCAGCAGAGGGCGGUUAUGGAGGAGACCAUCUCUCCGUGUCUCGCACCCUGUGUGGUGCUCUUGUCUUCCCCUCUAUAGCCAACCUGGUGGGUCGUCUCCUGUUCCGCAGAGUCACUUCCAACCUUCAGCGCACCAUUCUGGGUGGCAUUGCCUUCGUGGUGAUCAAGGGAGUGUUGAAAGUGUAUUUCAAACAGCAACAGUACCUCAUCCAGGCCAACAGACACAUACUGAAUUACCCUGAACCAGAGGCAAGAGCAGAGGGCGUUAUUGAGGAUGGCAAUGAAGACAGUGGCAAUGAAUGAACACAAUGCACUUGGGGCAGUCUCAACAAAUGCACUAUAGUAUUGGAUUCUCUAUUGGUUCAGAAUAAAAGUACAUAAUUACAGAUGUUUUAAAGAUUGAAUCAUUAUUUUGUUUCACAUGGCCCUAGUUGAGUAUUUUUUUUUAAACACAGACCAGGAAUUCACUUUGCUACAUAUUCUUUAUUUAAUUCAAGGAUGGCUCAGAAAUGUUCUCAUCUGUGAGAAACUUGUCAGUGGUUGGGGUGUAAAAGUGCCUGUAGUAGCAAAAUGAACCAUUAGAUGGCGCCAAAUGUAGAGCUAUAAACACUGCACUGUGCUCUAUGUCUCUUGUGAGAAAAAAAAAAAUCACAUUUUAAUUUAGAUUGCUAUUUAGACAUAGGCCUGUACCAGCAAAGUAAUCUUG